Molecule: messenger RNA, 4364 nt
Organism: Xenopus laevis (African clawed frog)
Lineage: Eukaryota; Metazoa; Chordata; Amphibia; Anura; Pipidae
Gene: lingo2.S
Product: leucine rich repeat and Ig domain containing 2 S homeolog
Exons: 8
Coding region: 1451-3286 (611 amino acids)
Source: RefSeq, a predicted model, not a curated record
CUCACCAGGCUUUCGCUGGGAAGGGCAGGCUGCAGCAGGAGUCUUACCUUCAGUUGUGUGAAAGCAGAGUUGGUGGGAACUGUGGGAAGCUGUUAGUUUCCUCAGACUUCAGCACUCUGACUUCUGGACAGCUCCUCACGAGCUACAGAAAGCUUAUGGCAGGAGCCGAGAAAUCUCAGCUCAUAGAGGGAUCGCUGCCUCUCAGUUUGUACUAAAAGGACAGAGGACAUAGAGCGUGGGCUACAGAGAACUGGAUACUGACAACCUUUCAUCUCUUAUUUCAAGUUCUGAAUUGUGAAUGUGUAUUAUACUCCCUCUGCCUCUUGUUCUAACGGAUGUAUCUGUACAAAAUGGAUCUGUCUGCCUCCUGUGCUUGAUUUCUACGGCGUGUUUUGUUUUUCUUCUUCUGCCUUUUUUGCUUGCUCCCUAAAGUUUGUGCUCCAGCUUGUGAUUCACCACAAACUGAAGUGUCAUUUACUAAGGCAAAUGUUCUGUUUCAAGUUCUCCUCUCGUUUCUGCCAUCAGUUUCUAAGGCACUUGAACAUCACUGCCUUGGAUUAUUACUGACACAGAGGAGGAGGGAUUGCACAUUCAAAGAAAAAAAGAGGAGCUGCUGGAUUAGAUUCUGGAUGGGUUUUUCUUUAUAAGAUUUCUGUAUGUUGGUGUCUGUCUGCCCCUAUGUUUAUAAAAUGGGAUUGCUCUAAGUGGAGUAAAGGAGCUUAAAUAUACAUUUCAAAUCUAUAGAGAAGAGACAUCUGGGGAAUUGAAGGAAAACAUCUGGGCAGAUUGUUUAAGAACGACCUUCCACAAACACUUUGAUCCAAACGAUAUAUUAGCAGGGUGCUUGGAAAUUGCUGUUUCACAUAAACGGUCCCUGCUUCUUGGAUGCUAGACUCCACACUUGCUCUCUGCUUGUAUUCAACAAAUAGGGAUUACUGACAAAAGCACAAGACAUCGCUGAAUUUAACAACGUUUAACAGAAGUGGUUACUUUGCGGAAUGGGUAUACUGUAUCUAAAGGCAGAUGAAGACUCAGACUGAUCAUUUUAGAAAAAAGACUGGAAAAUGCUGAUCAAAUAGAAAAUCAGAUGCAACAUGAGCACAUACAAAGGUUCAGCUUUAGCAACUGGAACGUGGAGCCAUGAGCGAUGCAUCUGUUCUUGACAAUUUGGGGUUAUCAUGAUCAAGUGCUGUGCUUUGAUUUCUCACAGUGGCCAAAACAUUAUUGUUCUAAUCAAGAUAAUCUGGAUUUUAAAUUAGGACCACUUAGAGAUAUUACAGUAAUCAUGCAGCCUCUUGCAACAAAGAAUGGCAGGAACAAAUGCCCAGUUUUACUCUUAAAAGAUAAUCAGGUUGAACCACUGAAUGAAAACUAAGCCAAUUCAGUGCUAUGGGCUGCUGUUGACACUGAAUAAAACAAGUUAAGGUCCGUGACCAGAAAGUUGUUCUUCAUGGGAGGAGUCAUGCUUCACACGGCCACAAAUUGGCAUAUACUUUUUUUCGUGGCCAUGCUCUUGGUCUUUAUGGGAUCUGCUUUUGGUUGUCCAGCAAAGUGUGAGUGCUCAGCACAACAUAAAUCUGUCAGCUGCCAUCGAAGGCGUCUUGGGACAAUGCCAGAUGGCAUCCCUAUCGAGACAAAAAUUCUGGAUUUAAGCAAAAACAAACUAAAAAGUGUGAAUCCAGUGGAUUUUAUGUCCUACCCUCUGCUAGAGGAUAUAGACCUUAGUGACAACAUCAUAUCAAAUGUGGAGCCUGGAGUUUUCAAUAGUCUUUUCAACUUGCGUUCAUUGAGUUUAAAAGGAAAUAGAUUAAAACUAGUUCCCUUAGGGGUGUUCACAGGUUUGUCCAAUUUAACCAUGCUGGAUAUAAGUGAAAACAAAAUAGUUAUUUUACUGGACUACAUGUUUCAGGACCUACACAAUUUAAAGUCCCUUGAAGUUGGAGAUAAUGAAUUAGUUUAUAUUUCUCAUAGAGCUUUCAGUGGAUUGGUUAGCCUGGAGCAGCUUACUUUGGAAAAAUGUAACUUAACAGCUGUACCAACGGAUGCUCUUUCACACCUUCACAAUCUUUACAGUCUACAUCUGAAAUAUCUUAACAUUAAUGUGUUGCCUCCAUUUGCCUUUAAGAGAUUGUUUCAUCUGAAAAUUCUGGAAAUCAGUUACUGGCCUCUUUUAGACGUGGUGCCUGCUAAUAGCUUCUAUGGUCUGAACCUCACAUUUCUCUCAGUCACCAAUACCAAUUUGUCUACAAUACCGUAUCAUGCUUUAAAACACUUAAUUUAUCUAACACACUUGAACCUCUCCUAUAAUCCCAUAGAUAUCAUUGAGACAGGUGUAUUUUCAGACUUGGUGCGUCUUCAAGAACUGCACUUGGUCGGGGCUCAACUGAGGACCAUAGAGCCACAUGCUUUCCAAGGGCUUCGGUUCUUGCGCUUGCUUAAUGUGUCUCAAAACCUGUUGGAAACUCUAGAAGAGAAUGCUUUCCAAUCCCCCAAAGCUUUGGAAGUUCUUUGCAUUGAUGAUAAUCCCCUAGUUUGUGAUUGCCGCCUCAUAUGGAUGCUACAAAGACAUCCCGUGUUGCACUUUGGGAGCCAACAGCCUAUGUGUUCUAGCCCAGACAAUUUACAAGAAAGUUCAUAUAAGGUGCUAGAUGCUGCUGUAUUAUCUUUUUACUUCACUUGCAAAAAGCCUAAAAUUCGAGACAGGGAAUUGAUGCAGGUUCAUGUGGAUGAGGGGCAGAGGGUGCAGAUGAACUGCAAUGCUGAUGGAGAUCCACAACCAAUGAUUUCAUGGAUGACACCACGUAGAAGGACAGUCUCUUCAAAAUCUAAUGGAAGAACCACAGUGCUUGGCAAUGGCACACUAGAAAUCCGAUACGCUCAGAUUCACGACACAGGAACCUACAUUUGUGUUGCAAGCAAUGCUGCAGGAAAUGAUACUUUCUCAGCUUCACUUACUGUCAAAGGAUUUAUCUCUGAUCGUUCCUAUACAAAUAUGACCCCAAUGUUUAUAACAGAGUUAAAUGAAACCAGCUCGAAUGGUACUAAUGCAAACAUAACUUUUAAUCUAGACCUUAAAACUAUCCUGGUUUCUACAGCUAUGGGUUGUUUCACAUUCCUUGGAGUGGUUUUGUUUUGUUUCCUACUGCUUUUCGUGUGGAGCCGUGGAAAAGGAAAGCAUAAAGCCAACAUUGACCUAGAGUAUGUCCCAAGGAAAAACAAUGGUGCUGUAGUGGAAGCUGAUGUUUCAGUCACCGCACCCAGGAGAUUUAAUAUGAAAAUGAUUUAGCUGAUAGAGCACUGUUUUUGGCACUGUUUCUAUCCACAGAAGCAACCUAGCGCCUUGGAUUGCUGGGUAAAGGCAGCCGAGUGCAGCUGUCACUGUGUCAAAUUGGUUUUGUGAAAUUGGAAAGACUGUCCGGCUGUUUAGAGGUGCCCUGUAGCUGAAGGGCAGGAACAUGAAAGCAUUCUGUGGAGCUGUUUUAAUAAUUGUUUGCAUUGCAAAUAUUGGCAUUCUGGGGAUCUCAGUAAAGAAAAAAAAAACUUUUGGAUCAUGUUCAUGGACAAAAUAUCCCAACAUUUUCUACCACUUAAAUAAAAAACAAAAAACAAAAAAAAAAACCCCAAGACAAACCUACAGUGUAGGGUUUACAUAUAAAAUAACACACAUGUCCAAAACAUAUUCUGCCGUGUAAUUUGCAUCUCUGGAUAUCAUUUGUUUAAGCUGAGUUUCAUCCUAUUCUUGUUGAUUUCACACCACACAAUAAAAUCGUUAAAGCUUACUUUAUAUGCAUACUAUGCCCAUCCUAAAGCAAUACAGAUGAGAGAUUGUGCUUUUUUCUCCACUGAUAAUGGCUUUGGUGUGAUCAUUUUCUCACAUAUAUGCUUCAUCUUAAAGAUCACCUGUGACUAAACUAGUACAUCUCUAAGGUACGGAGGCAAAUACAAGACUACACCACGAGAUACCCAUUGUCCAAUGAUGUGUAAAAAAGGACAGUAAUGGUUGUGGUCCUGUUAAUAUUUUAUAACAUAAUGCAUUUACAGUACAUCUCUGUAGGAAGUGGAUUUAUGACAUCACUUAAAUUCCUAUAAAAUAUUAACAAACUGUACAGUUUAUAGAAUGAAUUGAAUGGCAGAUCUACAGUAAUAUUCACAGUUUACAUUUUCUAAUAGAAACCACGUUCAGAAUUCUUUUAGCAAAGUGAUCUUUAAGAUGGGAAACAGAUAACUAAAACGUGUUCCACAAAGGUUGAUUCCCCCCUCUGUUCGUUUUCUUUGCUCCUUUUGUCUGAAAAAGUAAAUUUUAUGGCUGAAAAACAUGGUUUGGUGUAUUAAUUGUGUUGUUAUUUAUAAAGACAUAUAACUGA